AUGGAAGAUUCCCCGAACAACGAGGCGAAAGCCCGCGCUCGGCUUGACGCAAUACUCAUCUAUACCAUGGAUGACGCACGUGUCUGGGAUAUGCAGACGGGUCGGAAGCUUUCCUUGCAAUCCGAGUUCUCCCUCGAAGCGACUGUGAAGAACUACUGCAUCGUGGGGCGAGCCGACUAUACCAUCUGGUAUAGGAAGGCCAAGGAUACUGUGAACAAUGCCGUUGUCGUCGAGGCGAAGGCCAAGAAAGAGCUUGAGAGGGAUAUCCGGGCUCUACAAAUCACGGAGUCAAUAGUCGAGACUCCCUAUUUACUUGAACAUGCUAUACUACGCCAAGAUGACAUCCACGAGUACCCUGGCGGAUACAUCCGUACUAUCGUCAUGUCCAAAAUGCCUGGAAAGCCCGCAGAUGAAUACGAUGGCUUGACUACGAACGAACGCAGUCUAAUCAAAAGAAAGGUCACCAGAAUCUUGGAAAGCAUGCGUCUGGCGGGAUGGAAGAUGUCGGAGGGGUACCCUGAGUUGGUCGUCUACGACCGCAGCACUGGGGAUGUGUAA
Molecule: messenger RNA, 558 nt
Organism: Aspergillus melleus
Lineage: Eukaryota; Fungi; Ascomycota; Eurotiomycetes; Eurotiales; Aspergillaceae
Exons: 2
Coding region: 1-558 (185 amino acids)
Source: RefSeq, a predicted model, not a curated record